AUGAGCCCCCACACUGUUUGGCCGCGGACCGUCAAGUCUUCUCUCCUCAAGCAGAGCGCCGACUUUUCUUCUAGCAGUCGGAGUUAUGACCGUUUAGGCCGACGAGCAAAGGAGAAGCUGCUCGACCGGGAAUUCUUUCUGAGCUUGUUGAGCUCCGCAUCCACCAAGCGAGAAGCCAAAUCCUAUUUGGCUCGGUUAAAGGCUCAACACCCGAAGUCACACGAGAAGAACAAGCCCGAAUUGGUGGAACCAGCGACAACACCUACCUUACCAUCUGGUGUCAACCUGGGUUCUUUCUACGGAGCCUCCAGAUCCGUCUACGAAAGUCCCGUCUUCCGACAGGGCCCCAGUCCUACCCCUCCACCUCCAGAGCCGCUCGAACGACUCCAUUUGGCCUUGGUCAGAUUGUCCACCCCGCAAUCGCUUGAUGACAGCAUUAUCGAUGGCGUCGCAAAGACUCUGUCUCAGCUGAAUCGGCUGGGCUUGACCUGCUGUGUUGUGGUUGAUCCGGGGACGGCGGAAGCUGCAAAUACGUUGCGGCAAGUUGCCAUUGAGCAAGCUGAUCGCUUGGCCAUUGCAAUCCAAAAGCAGCCCGACUCAAAGUCUCUUCGGCUCGACUCGGUCUUCUCCAUUGACCCUUCCGGCUGCGGUCUCCCGCAGGUUCUCUCUCGAAAGGCGCUGCUGAAUCCGCUACGCGAUGGCCACACCGUCAUUCUGACACCCAUUGCCUACACCGAAGAUGUUCCUCGGGCGGUCACAGUACCAGCGAACGACGCUGUGCUCGCGUUGACGAAAGAGCUCGCUGGUCUAGCAACCACGCCUGACCCUGAUGAGGAUCCCAUGGUCACUGCGGAAAGAAUCGGUCGUCUCCAGCAAGAGGUCUCCUUGGACCGAGUGAUCCUAUUAGAUUCGCUAGGCGGAAUUCCGGCGUUCAAUCGGCGACAGACAUCUCACGUCUUCAUAAACAUGGAGCAAGAAUACGAUGAUAUUGAGAACGAAUUGUUACAGGCGCGAGAGAUUGUGCCUGCGGCAGAAGCAAACCUGUUGAAGUCGGGCCCCUCUCCCAUCGCAGACAGCAACCCUGUCUCAAAGUUCGUCAACGCCGAGGUUGUGCCAGUGCCUUCUGGCCCGACACAGGAACUGGAGAUCGCGACCCCCCAAAGGAGUGCACUUGAAGGCCACCUGGAAAAUCUGCGUCUCGCCCAGAAAGCGCUUGCUAUGCUACCCUCGGCCUCAUCAGGAAUCAUCACAUCGCCAUUCGAGGUCGCGAACUCGGCCCAGACAUCGCCCACCUCUGACUUUUCAGCAGUGGGUACUCGACGGCAGAGAAACCCCCUGAUCCACAAUCUACUGACAGAUAAGCCCUUGCUAUCGUCGUCCCUGCCCAUGAGUCGGCGUGGACCAACGAACAACGGGCAAGGCAUCAUUUAUCCCGUUACCUCUCAUACUACGUUUGUCAAACGCGGUAUGCCGCUGACUAUGCUGCCGAAUCCGUGGGUGGAGCCGUGGACAGCUCAGAGUCGGCCGCGGCUGAGGCUGGACGAUCCUAGUAUCGACUUGCCUCGCUUGGUUCAUCUCAUUGAGGACUCCUUUGACCGGAAACUCGACGUACAGGACUACUUGAACCGUGUCAACGACCGCCUUGCCGGGUUGAUCAUCGCGGGUGAAUACGAGGGCGGCGCCAUUCUAACCUGGGAACUUCCUCCUGGCGUGAAGGACGAUGGCAGUGACGCCAGUAAUGCUCGAAUGGUCCCCUACUUGGACAAGUUUGCCGUGCUCAAGCGCAGUCAAGGGGCAGGCGGGGUGGCAGACAUUGUCUUCAACGCCAUGGUGCGCUCCUGCUUUCCCAACGGAGUAUGCUGGCGCAGCCGCAAGAACAAUCCGGUGAACAAAUGGUAUUUCGAACGGUCUCUGGGCACUUGGAAGCUAUCCGACACCAAUUGGACCAUGUUCUGGACCACCCCUGGCCUGGUGGAAGAUUCGCAGCGGUUUCGGGAUUACGAAGCUGUGUGCCGCAGCAUUCAGCCAAGCUGGGCCGACGACACCGGCGUGGUUGAUUGA
Aspergillus thermomutatus is the source of this 2061-nucleotide messenger RNA. It is a transcript of the gene arg2, whose product is annotated as acetyl-CoA:L-glutamate N-acetyltransferase. NCBI's taxonomy places the organism in Eukaryota, Fungi, Ascomycota, Eurotiomycetes, Eurotiales, Aspergillaceae. The transcript has 3 exons. The record is from RefSeq and is a predicted model, not a curated record. The coding region runs from base 1 to 2061 and encodes 686 amino acids. Gene Ontology annotation, molecular function: arginine binding; L-glutamate N-acetyltransferase activity, acting on acetyl-CoA as donor. Gene Ontology annotation, cellular component: mitochondrial matrix. Gene Ontology annotation, biological process: L-arginine biosynthetic process.